UACCAACUGAAUGAUUGCCAACGGCGUACCACGUCUCAAAUCAAUUUACCUUAGAGAUUUACAUUGGUAUCAGAAUGAAGUCAGUCAAAAUAGUUUAAAAUUAGAUCACUUUUGUCAGCAGUUUUCAAAAUUUAUAGUCAUUUUUUGAAUCCCUAGGUGACGCAAGCGUUUUACAAUGGCCGACAGUAAUUUACCACCAGAGACCGAAAAUGUAAUACCCGAUUUAGUUCAUUCUGAUUUCCUCCCAGUCUUUCUGCAAAAUGUCGAUGAAAAGGAGUGGGUGCGUCAACUAGGCGUAUACCUUCGCAGCCUGCAGCACCGCUUGCGACAGGGCGUUCAGGAGCACCAGAAGGUUGUACAGUCGUCGGUGCAGCUGCUCAAGGAGGUGGACGAUGUGAACAGCAUGGUGCAGUUCGCCAGAUGCGGCCACCAGGACUCGGCCACCAAGAUACAGCGCCUGAUCGUGGGAUUCGAGACGGUUAGUGCGGUGAACGCCUCGCAGACCGCCGCCGGGGCGGGCAUAAGUUUGCCCUCUGACAUGGCGGAGAUUCAUGACCUGUUGGGGGAGUUCGAGCACCUUAAUGACAGCCAAGUCCUGCGAGAGAGCCUAGUGAACUUCAAACGCGCCCGAGAGUCUCUGGAGAAGGUUCUAGGCCUCCUAGAGAAGAUUGGCAGCGAGUCUCCACGGCCGUCUCCGCCAGGAAGUCAACUGUUCGGGUGUCCCAGUGCCAGUCGCAGCCUGCGCGAGAAGAUCGAGGCCUUCAACAAGGUCUUAGAGGAAGCCCCCGAGAAGCUGGGGGACACCUGCCGGCAUUUCAAGGAGUGCUUCUGCAGCUGCUGCAGCCUGGACGAGUCCUUCGAGUCCAGUGGACACAAGCCCCUUCCCGUUGCCUCGAAAACCAAUUCGGGGUACGAGGGUGACAUAGACAGCGAGGUGGAGCAGGCGGAACAGGCGGAGGUGGAUAUGAAGGCCGACCAUUAAAAAAAUUACUGGUAAAGAGCAAGUUGGAAAAGCAAGGAAUGCAAAUGAGUUGCAAUUCGGAGUAUCUUUUCAAUGACUAGUAAUACUUCAUGUUUUAUGGUUGUAAAGGACGACAGACAAAAUCACUAUAAAUAUACCAUUUUAAAUUUGUAUUCUAA
Drosophila erecta is the source of this 1140-nucleotide messenger RNA. RefSeq lists its product as uncharacterized. Lineage: Eukaryota; Metazoa; Arthropoda; Insecta; Diptera; Drosophilidae. The record is from RefSeq and is a predicted model, not a curated record. The transcript has 2 exons. The coding region runs from base 176 to 982 and encodes 268 amino acids.